AUUGAAGGUGAGGUGGUAGGGGUGGCGGCCCCACACCCAACCUUAUAACCAUAACAUAAACCCUUCAGGGUUUUACUUCUUCCCAUACGCAGCCCUAUGUACGGCCAACCACCUCGCUUCCACCGUCCCAACGGCGGCCGCGGCCAACAACCACCACAACAACAACAGCCACCGUUCAACCCAAACUACCUCCUCAACAACAAUUACUACCUCCAACCAAACUUUCAAUUCCCCUUCCCCAAUAUCCCCAUUCAAAACCCUAGCUUCGAUCCUCACAAUCAAUUAGCCAAUAACAGAGGGGUACAUGUUAAUGGAACUAUUGAGAGGAUCGAUAAAGCGGUUGUGAAGGGUCGCCGUGAGCUUAUUGCUGCCGGAGAGAAUGUGUCGGCGUUGAAGGUGUCGCAGGGGGUUCUUGUAGUGCUUCAGGCUGAUUCGUGGGAUUCGUUAGGGGUUCAGAUGCAGCAGGUGCCUUCAUUGUAUAGGCUUAUGGCCUUUGAAGGCAAGAUAAACGCAUUCAUUAACUGUUUUGUUGGGGUAUGGAAGAUUACUACAUUAUCUGACUUGGAGACCGCAAUCUGCAAGAAUGAGGGUGUUCAGCAGUUCGAAGAGCUUGAGCUGGGCCCUCUCAUUCGACACCCUCUUGUAAAUCAUUACUUUUCUGUUAGUUCCAAUUCAACUGGAGUAUUUAAAAUAUCCAGCCGAGAGAUACUCACUUUUCUUGUAGAGUUUAUGGACAUCCAUGAAGGCAAAGAAGUUAAGGCAGAUGAAUUAUUGGAUUUUAUCGCUAAAAAGCGAUCAGUUGAUAGCAAGGAAAAACUUCAUGUUCGUAUCCAAAGUUUGGGGUUGCAUAUUUCUCUUAUCCGAAAAGCAAGUGCAAUGGAAAAUGCUACAAUAAAGAAAUAUUUCUCGGUUCCGAUAAAGAAAAAUAACAAUCGCCCUCUACUUACAUUACAGAAAAAGAAGAUGGAUGAAAAUUUCAGCAUCAUAUCCGAACGUAUCAAGUCGUUUACUUCAGAGCAUAACAAGCACAUACGAUUUAAGUCAUCAAGUUCAGAAGAUGAUGCCGAUGAUAUCGACAGUGAUGACGAGGAUGAAACUUGUUUGACUAGUCAAAGCAAAAACUCAUCUCAAGAUAUGAAAAAUUCCGAUCGAGUUAGCAGUUGUCCAUAUCCUUCUGCAACCGAAGAGAAGACACGACUUGGAAUCGUUAGUGAAAAGGAAAACACAACUUGCAAUGAAGGCGUAAAUAAAUCAAAUAAAAAGAGAAAAUCAGACGCAAUAGACUGCACGUCUUCUGCUAGCUGUAAAGUCCCUAAAGGAGACGGUACUGCGCAGGGUUCUGUGGGUAUUAAAAUAAAUAAAAGAGUUAAAUGUAAACUGAAACAUGCAGCUAUGUCACUUGAUCAUGAUUCAAUGAUGGCAUUCAUUACAUUGUGGAAGGAUGUAUGCAAAAGGAAAAAUGUUUAUGAGGCCCUGAAGGUGAUACAUAGGUUCUACAAGGUCAAAUUGCCUAAACAGUUGUACAAAUCUUACCCGUUAAUUGGAUUGAUAAAUGUUGCGAUAAGAUCUAUUAAACGUGGAAUGUGGGAUAGCAUGUAUGAUACUUUUCAAACAUUUGAGCAACAAGAAGAACCGGUGGCAGAGUCUGAUGGUCAUGCUGAAAAUGUAACCAUACAAACAGAACAAGUUAAUAGCCCGCUUGUCACUAAGCAUGCUCCGAAACAACAUUGUGAAGUCAGUCUUGAAGACAUCUUGAAGAAAGUUUUCAACUUUCUCAAAGAUAAUCAUGAUGUCAUGGGUGAUGUCAACACCUCUCUUGGUAAAAAUGCGAUCUUUCUUAGAAAUCUUUACAAAUGUGAGGUAUGGCUUACUCAGCAGUUCGACGUUGAAAAGUUCGAGUCUUUUGGAUACGGUGACUUUCUUACGUUCAUCGAAAGAAACGUAUCCGCCGUACCUUCUUCAUUUCAUAAGUACUUUGUAACUGAUACGGCCAAUGAUAAGUCAUCAUUAGAUGCGUGCAUGUCUCACCAGUUAUUACACUUGCUAGUAGCACAAGCUUCACAUAACUUAUCAGAAUACAAAAAUAUAACCGUUCAGAAUGUUGUGGAGUUGCUGACAUGGCAAUUCCCUUUAAUACCGUUCAUGAUUGAAAAAGAAGGUUCGUUGAAAACGCUUGAGGAUAUUGUGAAGGCUAAUAAAAGUUAUUCGGUAUCUAAAAGUGUACUAUUUUCGGCUGCUUUAUUAUCACAUCCAAAUGUAAAAAGCUCUUCAGAAACGUGUAUUUCUUCUAAAAAUGCGAUUGAAGUCUUACGUAGUGCUCCGAUGCUGACCGAUUUAAAUAAAUGGUCACAUUGGGAUGUUUUAUUUGCACCUUUUCUCGGCCCUCUUCACAUAUGGUUAUCAAAUCAAACAAACACAAAGGAUCUGCUUUGUUUGGUGACUAGAAGUGGGAACGUGAUACGUAUCGAUACUACCGCCACAGUAGAUUCGUUUCUAGAAGCUUCCAUUCACGGGUCUUCUUUCCAAACAGCAGUGAAUUUGCUUUCCCUCUUUGCAUUCUACGGCGGUGAACAGAAUGUUCCCGUAUCUCUUCUAAAAUGCCAUGUGGAAAAAGCCUUUAAAGUCAUAGUCAACAAUAAUGGGAUAUCGAGCGCCUCAAUGUUUAUUUUAGAAUGUUUGGCUUAUCUACCGAAAGAGUUCCAUAGCUUUGCCGCUGAUUUGUUGCUUUCGGGAUUUCGCUCCGUUGUUAAAGAUGCUCCGUUAUCCAUUUUACGCCAAUGCAGACACUCAGAAGACCGUUUAAUGCUUCAUGAAAUAGGGUUUUCUCUUGGUACAAUGGAAUGGAUUAACGAUUACAAUACCUUUUCGUUUACUGAACCCCGUAAGUCAACUGAAAUUGACCAAGAAACGGUUACUUCAACUAGUAUUUCACAUGUAAAACGGAAAGAGAUUUUAUCAACCAAGAACCCUGAUAUGGAAAAAGAGGAACACAAAGUAGUAAAUUUCACUGGCAGAAAUGUGGAUUUCAAACAGUAUUUAUCGACAAGUGUUAAUGAAGAGGAAUCAACUAACAUUAUCGAGCGUAUUCGUCGAGAAGAAUUUGGGUUGGAUCCGGAUAUUUCCGCUAAAGAGGAUAGCAUCUUGAAGAAACAACAUGCUCGUUUGGGUAGAGCACUACAUUGUUUAUCUCAAGAGUUAUAUUCUCAGGACUCACAUUUUUUACUUGAACUUGUUCAAAAUGCUGAUGACAAUGUGUACCCAUGUGACGUGGAGCCCACUCUGACCUUUAUUCUUCAAGAAGGUGGUGUUGUAGUCCUGAACAACGAGCAAGGUUUUUCUGUAGAAAACAUUAAAGCACUUUGUGAUGUCGGCAAUUCAACAAAGAAGGAACCUAGUGCUGGAUAUAUCGGUAAAAAGGGCAUUGGGUUCAAAUCGGUAUUUCGGGUUACUGAUGCUCCCGAAAUCCAUUCUAACGGAUUCCAUAUCAAGUUUGACAUAACUGACGGUCAGAUCGGUUUCGUUUUGCCAACUGUCGUUCCACCUUGUGAUGUUAACUUAUUCAGCAAGUUGGUUUCUAUGAAUAACGAUCCAACGGACGAGAAAGUUUGGAAGACAUGCAUCGUCCUUCCUUUCAGAUCAAACAAAAGCGAAUCUUUUUCAAUUGAAAAUCUCAUCUCCAUGUUUUCUGAUCUCCAUCCAUCCUUAUUGUUAUUCCUUCAUCGUCUUGAAUGUAUCAGAUUCCGAAAUCUUAUAAACGACUCAUUCAUUAUCAUGCGGAAGGAAAUUGUCGGGGACUAUAUCGUAAAUGUUUCUCUCGGGAACGAGAAAAUGGCUUGGUUCGUUAAAUCUUGUAAAUUACAAGCUAAUCAUAUCCGUCAUGACGUUCAAACAACUGAAAUAUCGAUGGCGCUUAUGUUGGAUUUAAACGAUGGAAGCUACAUCCCAAAGCCAGAACACCAACCCGUUUUCGCCUUUCUUCCGUUAAGAAAUUAUGGUUUAAAGUUCAUAAUUCAAGCCGAUUUUAUUCUUCCUUCAUCACGUGAAGAAGUUGACGGAGAUAGUCCAUGGAACCAGUGGUUGCUAUCCGAAUUUCCGAAUUUGUUUGUUAGUGCUGAGGUGGCAUUCUGUAGCCUUCCUUUUUUUAACGAGAAUCCUGCGAAAGGCGUGUCGGCUUUUAUGAGUUUUGUUCCGCUUGUCGGUGAAGUGCACGGGUUCUUUUCUUGUCUUCCACGUAUGAUUAUUUCCAAGUUGCGUAUAUCCAACUGUCUUCUUCUAGAAGGUGACAACAAUGAGUGGGUCCCACCAUGUAAAGUACUAAGAAACUGGACCGAACAAACCCGUUCUUUGUUGCCUGAUAGUUUGAUAAAAGAGCAUCUUGGUGUUGGGUACUUGAAUAAAGAAAUAGUUUUAACCGAUUCGUUGUCGCGGGCUUUAGGGAUAGAGGAGUGUGGGCCCAAAAUUCUUAUUCAGAUUAUGACGUCUUUAUGUCGAGCGGGUUCUCUAAAGUCGAUGGGUUUCAGUUGGCUAUCCUCUUGGCUAAACGUUAUGUAUCUGAUGUCGGUUAACGGAACUCAGUCAGACGUCAUAAGUUCGCUUUGCGAAAUACCAUUUAUACCCCUCUUAGAUGGUACGUAUGCAGCAGUUAACGACGGUACAAUUUGGUUAAACGCUGAUAACCAUGGUCUUGACGCGUUUGGUAACUUAUACCCCACACUCCGAAUCGUUUAUCCCGCACUUUUCAAAGAUUCGUGUGUCGAAAACAUAACCGAUAUGCUUCGUAAAGUUGGGGUACAACGGCUAUCUGCACAUGAAGUUUUAAAAGUGCACAUUUUACCAACCAUUUCUGAUGAAAAAGUUAAAAAUUUGGAAUUGGUGAUCGAGUAUCUUUCGUUUAUUAUGUUUCACCUAGAAUCAUCUUGCCCCGAGUGUGUUUUAGAAAAAGAGCACAUACUGUCAGAGGUACGUAACAAUGCUUUUAUUUCCACAAAUCACGGGUACAGACGGCUUGCUGAUGUGUCCAUUCAUUUUGGUAAAGGAUUCGGUAAUCCAAUUGAUAUGAGAAAAUUGAUAAAUGGAACUGAUAUGAAAUGGGUUGAGAUCGAUAUCGGUUAUUUAAAUCACGUGGUUUACAAAUCAGAAACACCGAAAUGGAGAAAGUUCUUGCGGGAAUUAGGCGUGACCGAUUUUGUGAAAAUUAAUAAAGUCGAAAAGCUCAUUUCCGACAUACCUCAUACUGUUCUCAAGAACAUGAUGUUAGACGACGAUUGUAUAUCUUCGGGAUCCACUAUCGUUAUAGAUUAUGAUUCUCAAGAGUUAAUGGAUUUGCUGUCACAUGUUUCCUCAAACGGUGAUAGGGAAAAGGGUAAGUACCUUUUAGAGGUACUUGAUACACUAUGGGAUGAAGUUUUUAGCGAUAAGAUUACGGGUUUCUGCAGUCUUAAUGGACAAAAUAAGCCCUUCAAAUCGUCUGUUAUAAGAAUCCUUCAUAGUUGUCAAUGGUUGGCUUCUAGUCUUGACGAUAAACUUCAUUUUCCUAAAGAUUUGUUUCAUAACUGUGAAACAGUGCAUGCAGUUUUUGGUGACAGUGCACCGUAUGCUGUUCCAAAGGUUAACAAUGUGAAGUUAUUAAAUGAUAUCGGCUUGAAGAUAACUGUCACUCUUGAUGAUGCUUUGUCGGUUCUAGAAGUUUGGAGAAGAUCUGAGAAGCCUUUUAGGGCUAGCAUAUCACAAAUGUCCAAGUUCUACACAUUCAUAUGGAACGAGAUGAGCCUCUCAAAACAGAAGAUAAUGGAGAACUUGCAUUCUCAAGAUUUCAUUUUUGUUCCUUACUCGUGUAAAUCCACACAUGAAGCCGCAUCUGGUUCAUUCUUAUCUCCCAUCGAAGUAUAUUGGCAUGAUUCCACCGGUUCAAUGGAACAAACGAGAUCAACCUAUCCUCCGUUUGACCGGCAUUUGACUCAUCAUUUUUCCAGCAAGAUGUUAUGCGAUGUUUAUCCUGGGCUUCAUUAUUUCUUCGUUAAAGAGUUUGGAGUCGCUGAGAAUCCUCCUCUGUUAAGCUAUCUUCAGUCUUUGCUACAGUUAUCAAGUACAAGCUUACCAUCUCAAGCAGCAAAAACGGUUUUUCAAGUUUUUGAAAAAUGGAGCGAUGGAUUAGCCUCGGGGUUUCUGAGUUCGGAUGAUAUUAACUAUUUGAAGAAAAAUAUGGAGGAAAAGGAAAUGAGGAUUCUUCCUACGGUGCAAGAUAAAUGGGUUUCUUUGCAUCAAUCGUUUGGUCUCAUAUGUUGGUGUGAUGACGAGGAGCUAAAAAAGGAAUUCAAGAAUUUGAAUAAUGUUGAUUUUCUAUUUUUGGGGGAGCUUGAUACUAACGAAAAGCAGAAGCUCGAGGAUAAGAUUUCUGUGUUAUUUCAGAGAUUAGGGAUCCCAUCUCUCUCCGAGGUUGUGACGCGUGAAGCAAUAUACUACGGUCCCACAGAUAGUAGUUUCAAAACUUCAUUGGUUAGCUGGGCUCUCCUGUAUGCACAACGCUACAUUUACAACAUUCAUCCAAACGGUUAUUCAGAAUUCAAGCAUUCCGGAUUCAAAAACCUAAAUUCUCUAAAAAUUGUCGUGGUUGAGAAAUUGUUCUACAAAAACAUCAUUAAAAAAUUCGGCAUCGAAUCUAACAAAAGAUACGAGUGCAAUUCUCUUCUACAAGACAACAUUCUGUACGUAACCCGUGAAUCCGAUGCUCACUCGUUGUAUAUGGAGCUUUCCCGUUUUUUAGUUUCGGGAAUACCAGAAUUACCCUUGGCGAAUUUUCUUCACAUGAUUACAACAAUGGCGGAAUCAGGCUCCACAGAGGAACAGAUGGAAUUGUUCAUUACGAAUAGCCAAAAGUUACUAAAGCUCCCCGAUGAAGAAUCACCGUGGUUAAUAUCCACGUCAGCACCAGAAGACGAUAAGGAUACGCCAACAAGCUCCGGAUUCUCAUUGGACGAUUCAUGUCUUCCAAAAUCUACUUCUGCCAAGAAGUUUGGAAGUAACUCGAGUUGGCCACCUGUCAACUGGAAAACCGCACCCGGGUUUGAAUACGCGGUAAAGACGAUGGCCUUUAACUCCGGUCAAAUGAGACGGGAUGUUACGGAAGAGUUUAAUCAAACUGACGAUGACUGGAUCAUCGAAGAAAAUCCAGCCUCGACAAUACCCUCGGUGAUCUUGGAAGAACACGAAGCUUUAAUCGAACAAUCCGAUUCCAUAAGCGAUAUGAAUGUUGACUUUAAAGGUCAACCAGAUUAUGCAAAGAAUACAGUUUCCUCUUACACGAAAACGUGCACGAGUGCAACUAACCUAAUUGAAAAAGAUCAGCUAAGUUUGGGCACCGUCACCCCACAACAGGUCAUAACGGGACGGACCGGAGAAUUCGUGGCUUUCAAAUACUUCUCGUCAAAAAUCGGUGAGAAAUGCGUGAAGUGGGUGAACGAGGUUAAAGAAUCGGGGCUACCAUAUGAUAUUGUUGUCAAAGGUGAGAAUAACAAGAAGGAAUAUAUAGAAGUUAAAGCAACGUCGAAUGCACGAAAAGACUGGUUUGUUAUAACCAUAAGAGAAUGGCAGUUUGCUGUUGAGAAAGGGGAAUCUUUUAGCAUUGCGCGUGUUGUUUUAUCAGAAGGGAAAUCGGCUCAAAUCACUACUUAUAGGAAUCCACUCAAGUUAUGCCAAUCGGGUCACCUGCAGCUGGCUAUCUUGUCAUCAAAGCAGUAAAAUAUUUUUCUUGAUAACUGCAAAAGUUUUGGGCUGUUGUACAUAUUGUUUAAGCUUACAAACUUUACCUGUACUUACUGAAAUUUUGGAGAUGUUAAUUUUGUUUAGUAAGUAUUCUCUUAUUGUUUUA
Molecule: messenger RNA, 7867 nt
Organism: Helianthus annuus (common sunflower)
Lineage: Eukaryota; Viridiplantae; Streptophyta; Magnoliopsida; Asterales; Asteraceae
Product: protein NO VEIN
Exons: 11
Coding region: 97-7737 (2546 amino acids)
Biological process (GO): root development; embryo development ending in seed dormancy; leaf vascular tissue pattern formation
Cellular component (GO): nucleus
Source: RefSeq, a predicted model, not a curated record